Molecule: messenger RNA, 309 nt
Organism: Lachancea dasiensis
Lineage: Eukaryota; Fungi; Ascomycota; Saccharomycetes; Saccharomycetales; Saccharomycetaceae
Source: the annotation of a GenBank genome assembly
AUGUCCAGCAAUAUCUUGUCAGUUUUCAAUCCCCCACCUCAACGCGAUCUCUCGAAUGAGGAAACUAAGGACUGUAUACCUUGUCAGGCAAUGAGUACGCUGUUUAGCUUAGGAUUUGGUACGUAUUUGGUAAGCGGUAAGGCUUUUGAAUACUCAGAAAAGGAGCGAAAGCGUGGAAUUUCCAUCCAAAAGUUCCAGGAAUUGAAUCCGAGAUGGUGGAGAACGAGCUUGAGAGGCUUGGGCGGGGCCCUAAUAGUGUUUGGUAUCGCCAGAGGCACAGAAAAGUGGCUAUGGAAUAAAAAAAGCUAG